Molecule: messenger RNA, 1065 nt
Organism: Daucus carota subsp. sativus
Lineage: Eukaryota; Viridiplantae; Streptophyta; Magnoliopsida; Apiales; Apiaceae
Product: F-box protein CPR1
Exons: 1
Coding region: 1-1065 (354 amino acids)
Source: RefSeq, a predicted model, not a curated record
AUGCAUGAAAAUGUCCAUGCAGUGAUUAACGGUGGCCUCAUUAUUAGUCAACCCAAAAAGUUAUGCUUGGCUGAUUACGAGUCUUUGCAUGAUGAUGUUACUAAUCCUAUAGAAAUCGUUGAUCCCGUGAUUAAGAGCCUUCUUUCUGAUGCUAAGUUGGUUGGCUCGGUCAAUGGCUUGGUAUGCUUUUGUUUAAGAAAUUAUGAUGUGAUAUUGAUGAAUCCUUCUACCAGGAAGUGGAUCACGCUGCCCGUGGAACCGCAUGAGCUGCGGCGUAAAUUUUUUAAUCAUGAUUUUGGGGUACUUAAAGGCGGAUUUGGAUAUGAUCCUGUGAGUGAUGAUUACAAGUUUGUGAAAUUGAGAAUGUCUGAUAAUCCUUUUGGUAAAAUUAUUGUCACGGUGUAUAGUGCUAGAACUAAUUCAUGGAAACAUAUUAGGAAUGCUAGGUUAUCGAGAAAUGUUUAUUUGAAAGAUGAAUGGGGGAUGUUUGCAGGUGGAGCUCUGUACUGGAAGGCAAGAGAUUUUGGGAAAAAGAGUGAAAGAGGAAAAGGUAGUGAAAUCAUUGUUGGUUUCGAUCUCGGGCUAGGACAGUUUAGGGCGGUUGCUUCGGAUAGUAAUUGUUGGAGUCUGCGUGAUUUUGGAGGCUAUCUUUACACCCUUGAUAACUCCAAAUCUCGUGUAGAUGUGUUUCAGAGGAAUUACCAUAGCGCGGAAAAUCCUUGGUCCACGGCAUUCUCAAUUAUGGGUAGAAAUGUAUUUGGAGUCAAUGGUGUUAGACCUCUUAUGUAUUCAGAGAGUCUUGGGGAAGUUCUUAUCCUUGUCGAUUGCAAAAGGCCUGUGUGGUACCACCUUGAAAGUGAGAGAGUUAAGAAAGUUAGGCUUAAUCGGAUUCGAAGAUUGAUCACAUCGGAUGCAGAAUUUUACACUGAGAGUCUAUUUCAAUUCCCCAAAGACAGGGAGCCGCAGAAUCUAUUACAUGAAAUAAGUGGGACGAAGCAACAACAGAAAAAGAGGGAAACAACAGCUGAAGUGGCGAAUUCAAAGAGGAAAAAACGGCUGAAUUGA